AUGUUUUUUUUCUUACCAUGGAAUUUAUUACGAAUGAGUUUUAAGAAAACAACACGUCAUCAAGAAAAAUUAACAAAAACAACAACUGCAUCUACACAGAUAACAACAUCAAUUUAUUAUUCACCUAUAAUCAAUACAACUCAAAUAAAACAAACAACAGAAAAUAUAACUACAUAUAUGAAAACAAUAACAUUUUACACUUAUUCAUUUGUGAUAAAUACGACUCCCAAAAACAAUAUUCCUAUUCGAAAUAAAAUGUUUAUAUCUCUGUUCAUAUCAUUAAUAUUAAUUUCAUUAUGUAUUGGUAUUAGUUACUGUAUUAUGAUAUAUUUUAAUCAUUAUCUUAAUAUGAAAUCGACUGUUAAACAAAAUAUAUCAACAUUUAAUCGAGCAUCAUUUACUAGUUCAGAAGAUUCUACUUCUGAUACACAAUUAGAUGAUACAUGCAAAACAAAAAGCAAUACAUUAUGUAAAACAAUAGAUAAUAAAAACAAAGAAAGGCGUUCGUCAAUUGAUUCGAUUAAAUUAUUAAGAUAUUAGAUAAUGUCUUAUUUCCUUAUGAGUUUUGUGCAUCAACGAAUUUUUUUAAUCUUUUACAAGAUUUUACUGCUUUUUCUUGUAUUUCAAACUUUUAAUUUUCAGAAAUUAUCUACUCAUAUCUAACUGAUAAUUCUCAACUAAUACACAAUGAUAGAUUUAAACCACGAUAAUCAUUGAACAAUAUACACUUUUGUGUAAUCUAUCGAAAAUCUAUAAUCAAAACAAAAAUCAUGAUUAACAGUUUUCUCAUAUGAUGGUUAUUAAUUCAUUAUCAGUGACUUAAAAAAAGUAUUUUUGCGAUACUAAAUUUGAUUUUUAGUUUCGAGCCA
Molecule: messenger RNA, 869 nt
Organism: Rotaria sp. Silwood2
Lineage: Eukaryota; Metazoa; Rotifera; Eurotatoria; Philodinida; Philodinidae
Source: the annotation of a GenBank genome assembly